CGCCUUAAAAGCCGUUACAAGUGGCAGUACAAGCGCGCUACUUGGUUUUCAAAUUGGACGCAAAUGAUUGGUAUAAAUCAUUUGCCGAAAUGCACAUUGAUGCAUUAAUGAUUACAUUUGGAGAAUCAUAUUCCGGAAUAUUCCGUAUCACUUUCAUCAACAAUGGCUUAUAGACUGAUUAAAAAAUAUCCUCGAUCCAUUUACAAAGGAAAUAAAGAAGUUAAGCAGCACUUUAAUUAUUUACUUGUAAUUGAUUUCGAAAGCACAUGUAAGAAAUAUGAAAAAAUGGAACCUCAAGAAAUUAUAGAAUUUCCUUGUGCAGCGGUGUCAACGAAAACCUGGAAUACAGAAAAUGUUUUUCAUGAAUACAUUAAGCCAAAAGUUCAUCCAGAGCUUACUUCAUUUUGCACAGAACUUACUGGGAUCAUACAAGAUAUGGUAAAAAAUCAGCCUCAUUUUCCAGAAGUGUUCGACAAGUUUUGCAAAUGGUUAGAAGAACACAAUUAUUUUAAAGAAGGAAACGAUUGUGCGUUUGUAACAUGUGGUGAUUGGGACUUGAAAUCCAUGUUGCCUGCACAAUGUGAACUAGACAAUAUACCUUUACCCGAACACUUUCAGAAGUGGAUAAAUAUAAAGGAUACCUUUUGUGAAGCAACUCAAUAUUAUCCACGUAGUUUGAAAGACAUGCUUACAUUUCUUAAAAUUCCUUUACACGGAAGAUUGCACUGUGGCAUAAAUGAUGUAGAAAAUAUAGUUAAGAUAAUUCAAACUCUUCAAUCACAACAUAACACAGAGUUCAAAAUAAAUACUGCACCUAAUCUUCUAAAGAAAAAAAUAGUUAAUGUCUGACUGUAACAAAAAAAGAACAUGUUUAUUGAAAACUAAUUUAUUAAUAAUGAAAUAUUGCCCAUAUAAAAAUGCAAAAUUACAGUAUAUUUUAUAUAAUAAAUAUCUUUUAAAAUUAACGUAUCAAUUUACAAUCGUUUAACAUUGACCCUUAUCUGUACAUCAAACUUGUUGUUCUCUGUAUAAAUUUCAAGAACUGCAUCAAAGUUGCGUUCGACUUUUCGUUUGCAUUGUAUUUUUAAUUGAAAAUCUCUUCUCGUGGGUAUCAUUCCCUCGGCAGGGACAACACUUAAGUAUUCUGUAUUUGAUAAAGAAGUUUCAAACGGUUGUGCUACAGUACAAGAACUUCUUAUUGUUACAAUUGCUUCUGUUUUUGUCGGCGGAGAUAAAAUUACGAUGGAUGGAUUAAUCAUGAAAUUACCGGUAUUCAUAUCAUUUUGAAGCGUAUUAUUUCCUAUAAACGUUCUGAAAAUUUUUUAAUUAUAUAUAAAUAUUCAUUCCAGUUUGAUCAUUCAAAUAUUAACUAGAACUCACUCAGAGGGUAGAAAACUUUCUCCGUGUCCUUCGUAUAUAUGACUAUUGUCGCUACAAAGAGAAUAAAACAUUUGUGAUUCGUCAGCGUUGUCCUGAAGAACAGAUAGAGUCUCAUCAGCGUAUGCUUCCAUCGUUAACAUUAUCUCGUGUUGACGAAUGCCACGGCAAAGGUCUCCAAGAUUUUGCUAAGUAACGUGUAAAUAAAUUACUUAAUACUAUGUAAAAUUAAAUAAAAAGUAUCGAACUGCUUACCACUGAA
Osmia lignaria (orchard mason bee) is the source of this 1639-nucleotide messenger RNA. Its product is annotated as ERI1 exoribonuclease 3. Gene Ontology annotation, molecular function: 3'-5'-RNA exonuclease activity; nucleic acid binding. Lineage: Eukaryota; Metazoa; Arthropoda; Insecta; Hymenoptera; Megachilidae. The record is from RefSeq and is a predicted model, not a curated record.